UUUCAGUGGAUUGAAAUUGCUUACAAUUAACCAUUAAACAUUAACCAUUACUGUAUAAGACAUUCUUAAUGAAAUAAAUUUGUAAUAAGUAAAAGCAGUAUGUAAAAUAUUUGAAUGUUGGAGAGUAUUUAAUAAAUAUUUUAAUUCUAAUGGAUACAAAAUUACGCCAUCCAGAAAAAACAACUUCAAGCGAAGAAUGUCAACAAAUGGGAGUAAUCGAACAAGAUAACACAGAUAGCGACUGCUUUCACGAUGCAGAGCAAGAUCUUGAUGAGGAGCCGCAUGGUACAAUUUCAGAGAUUGUUAAAAAUCAGGAAAUUGACUCAAAUGUAUCAUGCAACAAUGAAAGUGAAAUGCAAAAAUCAGUUUCUUCACAAAGUGACCAAAGAAGCGUAGAGUUAAAUUCGAUGACGUCGUCAGAUACAAGCUUAGCAGUAUCAAACAAAUUUUCCAACCUAGCUGUAGAGGAUGAGGAAAGUGAUUACAUGAAUAACGAAGAAUGGAAAAAUAAAUGUGAGCACAUAUUUAUAUUAAGUGAAGCUGGUAAGCCAAUAUAUUCGCUUCAUGGAAGUGAAGAUAAAUUAGCAACAAUAUUUGGAGUUAUCCAAGCACUUGUAAGUUUUGUGCAACAUGGACAGGAUGCUAUCAUAUCCAUACAUGCUCAUAGCAUCAAAUUUGUGUUUCUCGUAAGAAACUCACUUAUACUAGUAGCUGCUUCUAGAAGUAAUAUGAGUGUUCAACAAUUGCAAAUGCAGUUAAGCGAUGUGUAUAGUCAAAUUUUAUCCACAUUAACGUAUUCGCAUAUGAAUAAAAUAUUUGAAAAAAGGAAAAAUUUUGAUUUAAGGCGUCUAUUGUCUGGAAGUGAACGUUUGAUAUACAACCUGCUCUCUAAUUAUAAUGGAAAUAAAAUAACAAACAACGUCUUUGCAUCUCUGACAAAUUCUAUUAGAGUACUGCCCCUAUCAACAGCAGUGCGAUCAAGCAUUGCUAGCGCAAUCCAAAGUAAUUGCUCAAAAAUAAAGAAUUUAGUUUUUGCAGUUUUAAUAGCAAACAAUAAGCUUAUAUCUCUGGUUCGAAUGAAAAAGUAUUCGAUACACCCGGCAGAUUUAAGACUUAUUUUUAAUUUAAUAGAAUGCUCGGAAUCGUUUAAGGCUUCUGAAAAUUGGACACCAAUAUGUUUACCUAAGUUCGAUAUGAACGGUUAUUUGCAUGCACACGUUUCAUAUUUGUCUGAUGAUUGUCAAGCCUGCCUUUUAUUGCUUUCAGUUGACCGAGAUGCUUUCUUUACGCUUUCUGAUGCUAAAAGUCGUAUUACCGAGAAACUACGUCGUAAUCAUUGUCUUGAUGCAAUAAACGAAGCCAUUAAAGUCCGUUGUGAUGUAAAAUUAAAGUUAAGUACAAUAGGUGUACCUGAUUUACGGCAUUUUCUGUACAAACCCAAAUCUAUUGCACAAUUACUGUGCUCAGAGUUGGUAUCGCCCUACACAACAUUAGAACAAUUUAAACGUCUUCAGACAAUUUAUUGUGAUUUAUUGCACCGCAUACAAAACUCCUCAUGUCCACUGAAACUGAUAUACGAAGUAAGAGAACAUGAAGUGGUGUUGGCGUGGAUAACUGCAGCAUAUGGAUUAUAUGCAGUGUUCGAACCAACAGUAGACAAAAGCACUGUGAUUAAGAAUGUUGAUAAAUUAUUGAAAUGGGUCGAGAAGGAAUCUGAAGUUUACUUCAUACGCAAUCAUCCUACAUUCUGAAGAUUUCAUAUAUCAAAGGCAAUUAAUUAAUUAAAUUAUUAUAGAAAAAAAUUAGGUCACGUAAUAUUUUAAUAGUUAU
Teleopsis dalmanni is the source of this 1830-nucleotide messenger RNA. It is a transcript of the gene Mon1, whose product is annotated as vacuolar fusion protein MON1 homolog A. The coding region runs from base 150 to 1751 and encodes 533 amino acids. Lineage: Eukaryota; Metazoa; Arthropoda; Insecta; Diptera; Diopsidae. The transcript has 4 exons. Gene Ontology annotation, biological process: protein targeting to vacuole; endosome to lysosome transport via multivesicular body sorting pathway. The record is from RefSeq and is a predicted model, not a curated record.